Messenger RNA from Meloidogyne enterolobii, 333 nucleotides. Lineage: Eukaryota; Metazoa; Nematoda; Chromadorea; Rhabditida; Meloidogynidae. The record is from the annotation of a GenBank genome assembly.
CCAUCUUGUAUGAAUUUAAAUAUUUUUCAAAAAAAUUUUUUAUUUCUUUUUUAUUUAAAUUUACCCCUCCUUUUUAGUUUAUUUUUGCAAAACAAACAAUUUCAGGCAAUUGUUGGCGAACGAAUCUCCACUCCGCCUGGAUUGAUACCAAUCCCGCGUAGUUCAGCACCCACUGAUCAAGCAAUUCGAGUAAUUCGAGCUUUCCAAUCUGGCGUUGAUCGAAGGGAACAAUCUCUUAGUGGUCCAAGUGCUGCUAGGUUGAGGGAAAUUAGUCGACAACUUAAAUUACAGGUGGAAAGAGAAGGUAGAGAAUAUAUUUGUGAAUUUCCUUAG